CCCGGGCAUUGUGUGGGCAGCGGAGCAUCUGUCUGCUCCUCUCUUGCAGCCGGGAGACUGGGGCUGAAGCCCAUACUCAGAAAUGGGGCUGGAAUAUUGAUUCAUAUUGAUUUAUUUGACCCCCAAACCUUAGGUUGCCUCAUAGCACCUUAUAGCCAUGUAUUUUUCCUGCUAGUUGUCCCCUCCUCUGCACAAUUUGUAUAUUUCCUCUUGAAUAGAUUUCAGAAUGGAUUCUACUCCUGAUAUCCUUCAGCGUUAUGAGGAGAUGUUUAUUCAUCGGUUUACAUCAGAUGACGCUGAAUAUCAGGAAUACGUCAACAGCCCUGCAGCUCCACCUCCCGUAGUAGAAGAUUGGUUAAACAGAGAACGCAGAGUGCCUUCCACACUCGAGAUCCUUCAGAAUUUCGAAAAGAUGUUUGUCCAUCGAUUUUCAUCGGAAGAUGAGGAAUAUCAAAAAUACGUCCAACGUCCUGAAGGCCAACCUCCCCUACUAGGAGACUGGAGAAGCAGAUCGGGUGGUCGAGAUCGGUUCAGAGAUAACAGACAGUUCAGAGGCAGAGGGGACAGAUAUGACCAGCAAGGCGGGUAUCGAUCUAGUCAGUGGCAAGAAAGAGGCUGGGGCAACAGUUACCAGCAACAGAGACAGUCGUCUUAUUCCCAGCACGGCCGGGCGCCCCGGUACGGUUACAGUUCUUACUCUCCGGGACCCCAGUAUGGUCAUUACUGAUAGGGCCCAUUGAUGCGAUGACUUGCAGUUGUAUUUCCAGUAUUAUGAUCUUUCUGUUUGGUUCUGUCAGGCAUGAAUCUCAAUUUUAUUCAGGUUUAGAUUCUGAGUUUGUGUAUAAUGGGUUUGUUGCGAGGGUUAAUGCAAACCCGCUGAUGUAUUUCUGCAAUGCAUGUUUAGCAAAGGGUAGCUGAUGUUUUGAAACUGACAUGCAAAAGAUAACACUGAUUUCACUACCCUUCUGUUAAUUUCUGCUUCCUGUUUUUGUGUCACUAGUAUUUAAUGGAUCUGGGGAAAAAGAAAUAGCGUUUGUGUCAGGCAAAUCUGACAAGGGCCGAACUGCUCUUUCUGAAAUCCUGAUUCAUAUCUGGUUGUUACUAGUGGGUAGACGUACUGCUGAUUUUAAUCUUUAGUCGUGGGAGAGAAACAUUCAGGUUGUAUUUAGCUACUGCUAAUAAAUAAGCUUAUGUUUUCCA
Molecule: messenger RNA, 1200 nt
Organism: Sphaerodactylus townsendi
Lineage: Eukaryota; Metazoa; Chordata; Lepidosauria; Squamata; Sphaerodactylidae
Gene: RAMAC
Product: RNA guanine-7 methyltransferase activating subunit
Exons: 4
Coding region: 227-727 (166 amino acids)
Biological process (GO): RNA 5'-cap (guanine-N7)-methylation
Molecular function (GO): RNA binding
Source: RefSeq, a predicted model, not a curated record